Messenger RNA from Cervus elaphus (red deer), 3317 nucleotides. It is a transcript of the gene RSKR, whose product is annotated as ribosomal protein S6 kinase related. Gene Ontology annotation, molecular function: protein serine/threonine kinase activity; ATP binding. NCBI's taxonomy places the organism in Eukaryota, Metazoa, Chordata, Mammalia, Artiodactyla, Cervidae. The transcript has 12 exons. The coding region runs from base 250 to 1590 and encodes 446 amino acids. The record is from RefSeq and is a predicted model, not a curated record. Gene Ontology annotation, biological process: protein phosphorylation.
UCCCAGCUCUUAUGUGACAUGGGUCCCAUGCUGACAGAUCUCUGCAUAUUUUAGUCCUGGCUCUAAGCUAUUCUUCACCAGGGCGAUAGGAUUUGGGGAUAAGGGUGAGGUUUGACUGCAUCAUUUGCAUCUCUAGUUUGAACGGCAAGGAGAAGAGGCGGGGCUUGUGUAUAACAGCACUGGGGAGGAAUUGCUUAUGUAACUGGGGCAGCAGAUGUAGCAGAAGGAGACAGGAGGCAGAAGCUGGGGAUGGGAGCAGUGAGCUGCCGGCAGGGGCACCAUGCCCAGAUGGCUGCUUCUCAUAAGCAGGGUGGCAACAUCCAGGGCCCCUGGGUCCAAGGCUGGAAGAGCCUCUGGUCAGGUGUGGGGACCACAAGGUCAGGUGUGAAAGAACUGUGGGGACUACGGGGGCAUCAGUUCCUGCAUCGGGAGCCCCUGGAGCCAGCCCCACUGCUAGUAGAGAAGCCGCUGCCUGAAUGGCCAGUGCCUCAGUUCAUCAACCUCUUUCUGCCGGAGUUUCCUAUUAGGCCCCUUAGGGGGCAUCAGCAGCUAAAGAUUUUAGGCCUUGUGGCUAAAGGCUCCUUUGGAACGGUCCUCAAGGUGCUAGAUUGUGGCCAGAAAGCAGUAUUUGCAGUGAAGGUGGUACCCAAGGCGAAGGUCCUACGGAGGGACAUCCUGAGGCAGUGCAAAGAGGAGGUCAGCAUCCAGCGACAGAUCAACCAUCCUUUUGUACACAGUAUGGGGGACACCUGGCAGGGAAAACGACACCUCUUCAUUAUACUGCUCUCUCCCAGAGGGAGAGGGGACAGCAGGUGGCAUCGGUUUGGGCAGCAGGCAUACAGUGCCCUGCGCCCAGGCACAGAAGGCCCCAAAUAUCGCCCAGACUUCUGGUGCUUUGCAGUGUGCAGCUACUGCAGCACAGAUCUGUACUCCGUGUGGUCUGCUGUUGGCCGCCUGACUGAGGCUUCCAUCCGCCUUUUUGCUGCUGAGCUGAUCCUGGUGCUGUGCUAUCUCCAUGACUUGGGCAUCAUCCAUCGAGAUGUGAAGAUGGAGAAUAUCCUUCUGGACGAACGAGGCCAUCUGAAACUGACAGACUUUGGUUUGUCCCGCCACCUGCCCCAAGGAGCCCGAGCCUAUACUAUCUGUGGCACUCUUCAGUACAUGGCGCCCGAGGUCCUGAGUGGAGGGCCUUACAACCAUGCUGCUGACUGGUGGUCCCUGGGUGUCUUGCUUUUUUCUCUGUCAACUGGAAAGUUCCCAGUGCCAGCAGAGAGAGAUCAUGUGGCCAUGUUGGCAAGUGUGACCCACUAUGACUCUGAGAUCCCAUCUUCUCUUAACCAGGGGCUCUCACUCCUACUCCGUGAGCUCUUACACCAGGAUCCCCUUCACCGUCUACGUUAUUUGCAUCACUUCCAGGUCCACCCUUUCUUCCGGGGUGUGGCCUUUGACCCAGAGCUCCUACAGAAGCAUCCAGUGAACUUUGUCUUGGAGACACAAGCUGCCCAGUCUAGUCCAUCAUCGGAGUCCAUGUUUUUCAAGGACUUUGACUGUAAUCUGGAGUCCUUCCUGGUCCACCCGAGGCUGGCUUGAGCUUCUCUACUGGAGUUGGGGCCCAUCCAGGAACUUGAGGACUUCCUCCACUGCCAGCUCACUGUGACCACCUGAUGAUCAGUUUGUUUUCACUUUGUAGCCUCUUAUCACUCUGUUCCUCUAGGUGUUGAACCAGAGUUCAGACUGGGUGUUCUGUUGGCAGCCACGAUGCCCUAGUCCUUACCUCAUCAUACAGCCUAUCUCAGUCUCAGAUCAGAGUGUGGACCUUUACCUUUAUUUCAGUUCUCCGGUGCUUAUACCCUGCAGGUUUUAGCCAGAAGUUUAUUCCACUUUUCCUUCUUGUUUCUGUGCCAUGUUUCCUUUCAUGAGCAAAACAUUUCAUGGGUUCCCAAGGUGCUAUUUAUGUGUUUAAUAGGCUUGUCAGAAGCAGUAUGAAUAUUUUUCAGAGGUCUCAAAAGCUAGCAUUUAUUUCAACCCCUAAAUAUGUGGGUAAAACAUAUGAUUUAGGGCCCAAAGUCAGUCUAAUUUUUAAACAUUUAAAAAGUUAAAUCUAAUAGCAUACUGUGAGGAGGAGAAUAAGAAAUGAAACUUGGGGGGGUUACAUGUCUUCUUUAGGGGUAACUGGAAUAACUAUCCACAUUUUUUCCAAAACAAAACCUCUUUGAAAGACAUAAGUAUUCUUAAACUGACCUCUUCCCUAAAUGGCCAAGGGUUUAGUUUCUGAUGUGCAAACCAAUGGAUUAAGAGGCAUGACAUCAACUUUGAGAUUUAAGAUAAGAGAUGGAACUCAAGAACCUUUUCUUUUAGUAAAAUAAUCUGAACCUUAAAAUUGUAUACAUUUCUGGCCUUCAUGACUUCUUUUCAUUUUUCUUUAACUUCCUAAAAGCUUCACUUUCAUUAUUCUUCAGUCAUAUCUGAAGAGAGUCUGGGAAGUACUCGAGUACUGUUUAUUAAUUUUGUCCCUGGUUUAAGCCAGAUUUUCCCUGUACAUAGCUGGCAUUUUAUUGACCUCUGCAGAACUGCUUUUUCUGAAUUAUAUUUUGACAAUCCAUAUGAAAAUCCCUGUGAAAUUUAAUUGCUGUGGAUACUGUAAAGGGUGUUUAUAGAUCAUAAUGUUGUAUAUAUGGAUGUAUGUGAGAAAAUUUUCUCUGAACCCAAUUGUGCUUUUCCUCAAUUGCGGGUUGGUUUUUACCUUAAAGACAAUUUAUAUUGAACUGAGUCUAUUUUUCUUUUCAUAUGAUGCUAGACCACUGAGAGCCCAGCUUGUGGUCCACUUCCAGCAAGUGUUUAGGACCUCAUAUUAUGUUUUGUAUGCUAGCCAUGUUCUUGGUUCCAUCCUCCUUUUCUGCCUUUACUUUUCUUUUUUUCAUUUUUCUGUUUUAAUCCUUUUUUAAAAAUCUUAGUAGAUUACCUCCAUCUUUGUAAGCCUUUUAGAAUUAGGUUGAUAUAUAAAUAAAUAAUGUAUCCUUAAGCCUUUUGACUAUUUCAUUUGUUUCUCUUUAGAGAAUUUUUAAGCUUUAUUACCUAUUUCUAAAGUUGUCAUGACCAGAACUUCACAUUGGAUAAAAAACCAAUACUAGAAAUAGAAACUAAUGGCUUCUAAAACAGUAAAGAGUAUUAGACUGGAAUUUAGGAGACCUGGUGACUUGACCCACCAACAGAUAUCUCAGUGUAAGAGGCCUCAGAAGAAGCCAACUCUGCUGACACCUUGAUCCGACUUCUAGGCUCCAGUAUUGUGAAAAAAUAAAUUUCCGUUGUUUAAACCA